Danio rerio (zebrafish) is the source of this 2688-nucleotide messenger RNA. NCBI's taxonomy places the organism in Eukaryota, Metazoa, Chordata, Actinopteri, Cypriniformes, Danionidae. The record is from RefSeq and is a predicted model, not a curated record.
GCAGUAUCCUAAUGAAAGCGGUUGCCUUGACAGACUGGAGGCUCACAGACCGAUUCAAACGCUGUGUGGGUGGGAGAAUGACAGCGGCUCUGUUCCUCUUCACCUUGUGCAGGAGGAUAUUUACACCGGAGAACCCAAACAACACCACACGGACGAUGAAACGGUUUUCUGUGUAGAGAAGAAGGCUUACGGUUGCACGGAGGAACAUGCGAAUAAGAGCGCAAAGACGCAUCUGACUGUUCGGGGAACAAAAUUCUCACGCAGCUAAACCCCUUUCUGAAAGACAUCCCAGUCCAAAAGAGGGACUAUGGGCUCAAAAGGAGCAGAAAGACGUAAACAGGCCACCCCAGGCCAGACCCCUGAAGGGAACGUGGUGAUGAGCUUCAGUUUCGAGAGCUACCAGCUGGAGGAAGAGGACUGUCAGGGCAAAGACAUCUCUGAUAAAGGUGUUCUGGCCCUUUCAGAGCCUGCGUUUGAAGAGGCUGUUCCAGAUGAUCGCUACCAUGGGAUUUACUUUGCCAUGCUCCUGGCUGGAGUGGGCUUCCUGCUGCCUUACAAUAGCUUCAUCACUGAUGUCGACUACCUGCAUCAUAAAUUUGAAGGAACAUCCAUCGUGUUUGACAUGGGUUUAACGUAUAUUCUUGUGGCGCUAGUGGCCGUGAUCCUGAACAAUGUCCUGGUGGAGAUGCUGAGCCUGCACACCAGGAUCACUGUGGGUUACCUCUUUGCACUUGGACCUCUCCUUUUUGUCACCAUUUUUGAUGUGUGGCUGGAGAGGUUCACCAUCAAGCAGGCGUACGUCAUCAAUCUGAUGUCUAUGGGUACAGUAGCUUUCGGAUGCACAGUGCAGCAGUCCAGUUUCUAUGGCUACAUGGGGAUGCUUCCGAAACGCUACACACAGGGCGUGAUGACCGGAGAAAGCACUGCAGGAGUGAUUAUUUCACUCAGUCGCAUCUUCACCAAACUGCUGAUCAAAGACGAGAGAAAGAACACCAUCAUCUUCUUCGUCAUUUCCAUCUGUAUGGUGCUGGUGUGUUUUAUUCUGCAUCUGCUGGUGCGACGGACACGUUUUGUCCAGUACUACACGAGUCUGGCCAGACGGGGACUUUCUCAUGCCAAAGACCACUCACAGCACGCCUCCCAGUACCAGGUUCACCAUGAUGUCAUUACAGAAGAAGUAAGAUUUGGUAAUGGUGCAGUGGGCUGUUCUCCAGCUGAAGAUGGAUGUGCAGAUUUUGCUGGAGGAAACACUUAUGUCAGGUUUGAUGUGCCCAAACCAAAGAUGAAACGGAGCUGGCCAGGCGUUAAAGACAUGAUCUUGCACCGUUAUGUGGUCGCGAGGGUGAUCUGGACCUACAUGCUGUCCAUCGCAGUCACUUACUUCAUCACGCUGUGUCUUUUCCCCGGACUGGAGUCUGAAAUCAAAAACGCCACCCUCGGCGAAUGGCUGCCCAUCCUCAUCAUGGCCAUCUUCAACAUAUCGGACUUUGUGGGCAAAAUUUUGGCAGCUGUGCCAUACGAGUGGAACGGGACGCGUCUUCUCUUCUUCUCCUGUGUGCGAGUGGUUUUCAUCCCUCUGUUCAUCAUGUGUGUGUAUCCCGCUCAAAUGCCUAUGUUCAGCCACCCGGCAUGGCCUUGCAUCUUCUCUCUCUUUAUGGGCAUCACUAAUGGCUACUUUGGCAGUGUUCCUAUGAUUCAUGCUGCGGGCAAGGUGGCACCUGAGCAGAGGGAGCUGGCAGGGAACAUAAUGACCGUGUCCUACAUGUCUGGACUGAUGUUGGGCUCUGUGGUUGCCUACGCCGCCUACAGUUUCACCGCCUCAGGCUCCAGCUUCCACUCACAGACUGGCUACAACUUCACCCAGGGGUACUAGUACACUGCCUAGUCCAAGCCAAAAAACCAUCCCCGUUCCCGUCAUCAAUCUCAUCAGGUGGCACUUUUGCCACUCUGUGUAGCAACUCCGCAGUCCCCAUAAAUCAGACCUCUGCUGCAGGCUUAUUUCGGCCCACCUGCAAUGCUGUGUGCCUCUGAAUGUAGACAAAUGGAUGAAGAAACAAGCUGUAAAGAGUUCUAUUCGUGUGCUUCGUUGUGUUGCCUCUUCUUGUCCUCUGAGAGUGUUUUUUCAUGCUGUCAAAUGUUUUUAACAGCACUGUUAUGAAAAUGCCAAACGCUGUGUGGUGAUGAUGCUGGUAGCACUGUGAAAAUCUUCUUUGUUUCUCUUGGUUUUAAUGUCUGAUGCCACAUUCUGUGGUGGUGUAUUGGAUAUCAAUGAAAAAACGUGAAUGUUUAUGAGGACGUAUUGUUGAUAAAGCAUUUUAAAUGAGGGUCAGUUAUGCCAGGUUGCAUGCACUUUUGAGGGAACUGCUGAAAAGAAAUCCUUUUGAGUGCCAUAUGGAUACUGGACCUUUUUGCUAAAGCUGAAUGUUAAUGACUCUAAAUAAAGGCUUUUUUGUAAAAAUGGUUAUAAAUUUGUAAAAAUGAACAGACAGAGCCUUUCAGUUCAUAAGACCUCAUCUUAUUGUCAGGAGACAUGGGUAUUAUUUUGCCUGCAUCUGUUUUUGACUCACAAAGUGUCAGUAUUCUUGAAUUUAAUUUUAUGAAGGACUGAGGAAGACCACAGUUUAAACUAUAAAUCUUUCCUUGUGUUGUUAAUGGUGUAAAGUAACAAAUUACAAAUACUCAAACGAC